Lachancea mirantina is the source of this 2118-nucleotide messenger RNA. The record is from the annotation of a GenBank genome assembly. NCBI's taxonomy places the organism in Eukaryota, Fungi, Ascomycota, Saccharomycetes, Saccharomycetales, Saccharomycetaceae.
AUGACCAGGAUAUCUAAGCGAAAGCCAAAACUGGAGCGAAGUUUGAGUUCACUUUCGUCUCAAAUUCAUCUUUUUAGAGAGAAGAGCACAUCGCCCUCGAAAAACGGAUCACAGAGUAAAAAUGAGAUUUCAAGCUCGAAACCUGUUUGUUUGAAUCACGAAACUUCAGUUUCAGUUGAAGACAAAUUGCCAAAUGUCGAAGACCAAUGGUUUUUGAAGUUCUCACCAAAAUCACUAGAGGAAAUUGCACUUCAUAGUCGAAAGUUGGGAGAAGUUCAGCGGGGACUCGAAAACAUUAUCUCGAGUGUUGAUAGAUGUCGGAUUUUGGUUCUAACGGGGCCGUCUGGCUGUUCGAAGAGCACUUGUGUCAAAUUAUUGGCUCAAAAACUGGUACCGAAAUAUCGAAUCAAUAGCGUUAAUUCUUUGAGAUCCAGCAGCGAUCCGCAACCUUGCAUUGUUGAAUUUCGUAACGACACAUUGGGCCGCGAAUUGUCGAAUGUCGCUGCAUUUGAUGAAUUUUUGGCACAAGGAAGACUGAAAAAGGGUUCCAGCCUUGCAGUGUUGCUUGCAGAGGAUUUGCCCAAUGUGUUCCACAUUACUACACGAAUAGCAUUUCAAGGGUCUCUCUUACGCUGGCUGUGCACAGAGGAGUCAGGGUUGCCGCCUCUUGUCAUAAGUCUUACCGAAUGUGAACUUCACAGCGAUGAAGGAAGUAACGCAUCCUACGGAAUUGAGACGCAAUAUAUAGCAGAGACGGUGUUAGGGAAAGAAGUUUUGUCGCAUCCUAAACUUCAUCGCAUCAAAUUCAAUCCCAUAAACAAGACCCUGAUGUCAAAGCAUUUGAAAAGUAUAGCACUAUCUCAGAAAGAUGAUUUUGCACCUCAAAGAUGGAACAACCUCACACCUUUUAUUAAAAAUCUUGUCCUUCAUUGCGGUGAUGUUCGCUCAGGUAUAUCAGCGCUUCAAUUUUGGGCAACAUCCAAUGCUGACUUGUCUGGAUCAGGGGGCUUUGGAGGAAGGGAAGAGACCAUUUCAUUCUUUCAUGUCAUUGGAAGACUUUUACAUGGAUCUAAAGACUAUGAUAGUCCCAAUGAAAUGCUCAAUGAUCUAAUUGCUGCAAAAGCACACUUCUCUGAUAAUGAUUUAAGACUGGGUCUGCUGGAGAACUACACAAGCUACAAUAAGCAAAGUUUCCCAACAACGAUCGCGGCAAGCUUAGUGGAUUCGUUGAGUACCAGUGACAUAAUAAAAUUUGACAAUAACACAAUUCAAGAAGGUUCUGAGUAUGCCUUCCGGAAUGCACGCAAUUUGUUAGAUGCUCUGCAGACGGAAAAUUCUAAAUCACCAACAUCUCACGCGAGAUUAAGUUUCCCAAGAGAAACGAAAGUCAGGCGAUUACGAUCAAAUUUCAAGAAAGAAGUAGACGCCUUCUUUUGCUUGGAAUAUGAAAAAUAUGGUCAAGUCCGCCGUUACAAGGAUGUCACGCUUCUGUUUGGAUAUUACGCACCAUUAAUAAGGAGGAAGCGAAACUACCGGAAAAAGGUACUUCGACACUAUCUUGAGAAUCUCCAAAAAGACUCUGUUGAGGCUCGAGCAGCGAUCAAUUCUUUUCGAGAUAGUCUGUGCAUAGACGAGGAAAUUGACAUAUUGAGUCGCCUAGGUGGUGAAAUAGGCAUGAUCGGGGAAGAGCUAGAAUUCCUAGGCUUGGAGGAUACAAUAAAUUAUAAAAAUGCUAGUUCUUCCAAGAAAUAUGAAGGUUUUACAAGACGGGAGUUCAAGACUCAAAAUAAUGAUGACGAUGUCGCUGUAAUCGAAAGUGAUUUCGAUGAAGAUCCCAUUCUGGACAGUGAAGGCCCAGAAAGCGACAUUAGUGGCGUAAAUGAAUUGCCAGAAGAUAAUCAAACAGGUGAGAGAAGCCAGGUGCGUGAGAGUACUCACCACGGCAUUGACGAUGGAAGUGACGAUGGAAGCGAUAAUGACAGCGAAGAUGAUGAUACUCUUUAUGAAAUCUUAGCGUCGCAGUCGCCUCGGAAGCUUCUAAGUCCAAGCAACCCACAUCGUGAAAUGGAACGGGGAGAGAAUGAUACAAAGGAGGAUGACAGUGUAGAGUCUAUUUAA